Messenger RNA from Menidia menidia (Atlantic silverside), 1350 nucleotides. Lineage: Eukaryota; Metazoa; Chordata; Actinopteri; Atheriniformes; Atherinopsidae. The record is from the annotation of a GenBank genome assembly.
AUGGCCCUGGGAGCUGGAGGUGCCGUCAGGAGCAUGAGUGUGGGAAGGAUCAGCCGUUACAGCAUUGUUUCAUCUGAAGAGGAAGCCCUUCGCCUCACCACCAUGCAUGGCAUGAACGGCUUUGGCAAUGGCAAGAUUCACACACGCCGCAAGUGCCGCAAUCGUUUUGUGAAAAAAAACGGCCAGUGCAAUGUGCAGUUUGCCAAUAUGGACGAAAAGUCACAGCGCUACUUGGCAGACAUUUUCACAACGUGUGUUGACAUUCGCUGGCGAUGGAUGCUGGUAGUCUUCACUCUUGUGUUUGUCGUCUCCUGGCUGGCCUUCGGCCUUGCCUUUUGGGUCAUUGCUUUGCUGCAUGGAGAUCUGGAUAACCCAGCUGGAGAUGACAACUUUACUCCGUGCGUCCUGCAGGUCAAUGGAUUUGUGGCCGCUUUUCUAUUCUCAAUUGAAACCCAGUCUACCAUAGGUUAUGGCUAUCGGUGUGUGACUGAGGAGUGCCCAGUGGCAGUUUUUAUGGUGGUCUUCCAGUCGAUUGUGGGUUGCAUCAUUGACUGCUUCAUGAUUGGCGCCAUCAUGGCUAAAAUGGCAAGGCCCAAGAAGCGAGCACAAACACUGUUGUUCAGUCACAAUGCUGUCAUUGCCAUGAGGGAUGGAAAGCUCUGUCUCAUGUGGAGGGUAGGGAAUCUUCGCAAGAGCCACAUUGUAGAGGCCCAUGUCAGAGCACAACUCAUCAAACCUCGGAUAACUGAUGAGGGGGAAUAUAUUCCUCUAGACCAGAUAGACAUUAAUGUGGGUUUCGACAAAGGCUUGGACAGGAUUUUCUUGGUGUCACCUAUCACUAUUCUUCAUGAGAUAGACGAGGAAAGUCCUCUUUUUGGGAUCAGCAAACAGGAUUUGGAAACAGCAGACUUUGAGAUAGUUGUCAUCCUGGAGGGUAUGGUUGAAGCAACCGCCAUGACCACACAAGCUCGCAGCUCUUACCUCGCUUCCGAGGUCCUUUGGGGUCACAGGUUUGAGCCUGUCUUGUUUGAGGAGAAGAACCUGUACAAAGUGGAUUAUUCUCACUUUCACAAAACCUAUGAGGUGCCGUCCACCCCACGCUGCAGUGCCAAGGACAUGGUCGAGGACAAGUUCCUAGUCCCAAGUUCCAAUACCUUCUGCUACGAAAAUGAGCUGGCCUUCCUUAAUCGUGAUGAGGAGGAGGAGGAGGAAGAGGAGGAAGAUGUUGGUGGUGGUAGCAGGGUACUGGCAAAUCUCAGUCCAGGCCGGAACAGCCGACAUGAGUUUGAACGCUUACAGGCAACCAGGGCACUGGAUCAAAGGUCCUAUCGUAGAGAGUCAGAAAUAUGA